AUGGCGCAACCGCAGCCCACUCCGUUCCAGAAAUUUGGGCCGCUCCUCACCACCUCCUCGGGGAAUCCGGUCGAUGACAACCAACACUCCAUCACUGCUGGCCCCAGGGGCCCAACAAUACUUGGCGACUUCCACCUCCUCGACAAGCUCGCGCACUUCGAUCGUGAACGCAUCCCCGAGCGAGUUGUGCACGCCAAAGGCGGCGGCGCCUUUGGCUACUUCGAGGUCACGCACGACAUCACCAAAUACUGCAAAGCGAAGUUGUUUGAGAAGGUUGGGAAGCGCACGCCAGUGUUUGCACGCUUCUCAACGGUGGCGGGCGAGCUGGGUAGCGCCGACACGAAGCGCGAUCCGCGGGGUUUCGCGCUCAAGUUUUACACGGAGGAAGGCAACUGGGACAUGGUAGGGAACAACACGCCGAUUUUUUUCGUGCGCGAUGCGAUCAAGUUCCCCGACUUCAUUCACUCGCAGAAGCGCCAUCCGCUCACGCACGUGCACGACCCCAACAUGGUGUGGGAUUUCUUCUCCCUCGUCCCCGAAAGCGCUCACCAGGUCACCUUUCUGUACACGGACCGCGGCACGCCGGACGGAUUUCGGCACAUGAACGGAUACGGCAGCCACACGUUCAAAUUCGUCAACAAGGAUAACGAGGCGUUCUACGUGAAAUGGCAUUUCAAAACGAAUCAGGGAAUCAAGAACUUGUCUCGACAUCGCGCGAAGCAGCUCGAAAGCGAAGACCCAGACUACGCAAUCCGCGAUCUCUUCAACGCCAUCGCCAGAAAUGAGUUCCCCUCGUGGACAUUUUGCAUUCAGGUGAUGCCGGUGAAGGACGCAGAGACGUACCGCUGGAAUGUUUUCGACGUCACCAAAGUCUGGCCUCACGGCGACUACCCGCUCAUUCCCGUCGGGCAGCUCGUGCUGAAUCGAAAUCCCGAAAAUUACUUCCAGGACGUUGAACAAGCGGCCUUCUCUCCCGCGCACAUGAUCCCGGGCAUCGAGCCGAGCGAAGACCGCAUGCUUCAGGGCCGCCUCUUCUCCUACUCAGACACUCACCGACACAGACUCGGAGCCAACUACCACCAAAUUCCAGUGAAUCGCGCGUGGAACUGCCCUCACGGCGACUACUCAGUGCGCGACGGCCCCAUGUGCAUCGAUGGCAAUAAGGGCGGGCAAGCGAACUACGAGCCCAACAGCAUCAGCGGCUUUCCUCAAGCGGACAAAAGAAACGCAGCCUGGUCGGGCUCCACAAGCGUGACCGGCCUCGUCGCGCGCCACCCCCAGGAACACCCCAACAGCGACUUUGAGCAGCCUGGAGCUUUGUACCGGAAAGUCCUGGCGGAGCCCGAGCGCGCGGCGUUGAUUGAAAACAUCGCUGACCAUCUGAAGCAAGCGCGACGCGACAUUCAGGAACGACAGGUGAAGAUCUUCUACAAAUGCGAUCCUGAGUAUGGCGAGAGAGUCGCACGCGCCGUCGGCCUUCCCAUUGAGGCGUGCCACUCAGCGAGCCUGUAG
Molecule: messenger RNA, 1512 nt
Organism: Besnoitia besnoiti
Lineage: Eukaryota; Apicomplexa; Conoidasida; Eucoccidiorida; Sarcocystidae
Product: catalase
Exons: 9
Coding region: 1-1512 (503 amino acids)
Biological process (GO): hydrogen peroxide catabolic process; response to hydrogen peroxide
Cellular component (GO): cytoplasm; mitochondrion; peroxisome
Molecular function (GO): catalase activity; heme binding
Source: RefSeq, a predicted model, not a curated record